Prunus avium (sweet cherry) is the source of this 1885-nucleotide messenger RNA. Its product is annotated as Pectin lyase-like superfamily protein. The record is from RefSeq and is a predicted model, not a curated record. NCBI's taxonomy places the organism in Eukaryota, Viridiplantae, Streptophyta, Magnoliopsida, Rosales, Rosaceae. Gene Ontology annotation, molecular function: polygalacturonase activity. Gene Ontology annotation, biological process: carbohydrate metabolic process.
AAGUCAUGCACUUGCAAUGCAGUCUAAUUAGGUAGCACCACCUUACGUUAUGUUACAAAUAACCUCAUUGGCUUAAUUUCAUAAUUUGCAUGGUGGGAGGAAGAAGCGUAAUCGAGCAUCAAACGAAGAAUCAAGCAUUCCAAGCAAUCAGAGCAAAGACAUGGAGCCAAUUCACUGGUUUAUGGUCCUAUGGAUCACAUUGAGUCUAAUGCUCUUCCAAAACUCAAGCAACGUGGAAGGGAGAUAUCAUUUCCACAAGAGGAACAAAAGCUCCCCUGCUCCUUCCCCUGAGACUGGAGAGCCAGUUGCUCCUUCAACCCCAAGCCUCAGCCCUCCUCCUCUUCCAAAUGUGCCCUCAGACCCUUACCCUGAGGACCCUGGAAAUAAUUCUUCUGGUUCUUCAGAUUGUGUGUUCAAUGUCAUGAAUUAUGGGGCAGUUGGUGAUGGCUCUGCUGAUGACACUGCUGCAUUUAGAGCGGCUUGGAAAGAAGCCUGUGCUGUAGAAUCUGGUGUGGUUUUCGCUCCUGCAGAUUACAGCUUCAAAAUUACUUCAACCAUCUUCUCAGGUCCUUGCCAGCCUGGACUGGUAUUCCAAGUAGAUGGGAUUCUGAUGCCGCCGGAGGGGCCUCAGACUUGGCCUAAAGGAGACAGCCAAAAACAGUGGCUUGUGUUUUACAGACUUGACCAAAUGACUUUCACUGGGAGUGGAACCAUUGAAGGCAAUGGCCAAAAGUGGUGGGCUCUCCCAUGCAAGCCUCACAGGGGUCCUAAUGGAUCCACAUUGCCAGGACCAUGUGACAGCCCUGCUUUAAUUAGAUUCUUCAUGAGCAACAAUUUGGUGGUGAGAGGGUUAAGAAUCCAAAACAGUCCUCAGUUCCACAUGAAGUUUGAUGGCUGUGAAGGUGUACAGAUUGAGAAGCUGUCCAUUUCCUCACCAAAGCUUAGCCCCAACACAGAUGGGAUCCACAUAGAGAACACAAAAUCUGUUGGCAUAUAUGACUCUAUGAUUAGCAAUGGUGAUGAUUGCAUUUCAAUAGGAACAGGCUGUGCCAAUGUUGAUAUAAGAGGUGUCACUUGUGGGCCAAGUCACGGGAUUAGCAUUGGGAGCCUUGGUGUGCACAACUCCCAGGCAUGUGUUUCCAACAUAACAGUGCGUGACGCUGUCAUAAGGGAGUCCGAUAAUGGAGUCAGAAUCAAGACAUGGCAAGGCGGGGCGGGCAGCGUAUCGGCCAUACUAUUCGAGAACAUUCAAAUGGAGAAUGUGAUGAACUGCCUACUAGUAGACCAAUAUUACUGCCUAUCAAAGGCUUGUCGGAACGAAACUUCAGCAGUUUAUGUCACAGACUUGACAUAUAGAAACAUAAAGGGCACAUAUGAUGUGAGGAUGCCUCCAAUUCACUUUGCCUGCAGUGACACAGUGGCUUGUACAAACAUCACACUCUCAGAAGUUGAGCUUUACCCACAUGAAGGAGAGUUGAUGGAUGAUCCAUUUUGUUGGAAUGCUUAUGGGACUCAAGAGACAGCCACUAUACCUCCAAUUGAUUGCUUGCAAGAUGGAGAUCCUGAGAGUGUGGCUGAGAUGUCCCAGUAUACUUGCUAGGGUAAAAUUUAAUUUACUUUUGGGUUGGGUUAUUUCUAUAUUUAUAGUAAAAUUUACUGUUUUACUGUAUAGAGCCCAAGAGCCAUUUAUCUGAUAUGGGUCUUGAAGUUUAUUACUUAGGCUCCCAUCCCUAUUUGGGUUUUCCCCCUUAUUGUGUGAUGAUGUGAUUUACCAUUUGGGUCUUCUUUUUUGGCCCUACAAAUAUUGUAAUGAGAUUGGGUGCUUACAUGUAUUGGCAUUAUAUGGAUAAUGGAUUUUUAGUAAUAGUUAAGAAUUUCAUAGGGA